ACUGAAGAAGGGUGUCAACGACGACAACAGAAGCCAUAGUUAGCAGCAAACAAACAAGAAUAUAUUGGCAAAGAUAAGAGAAGAAGAGUAGAGAAGAAGAGAUUAGUGUUCGGCCAAAUGAUUAUUACCAGACGCCAUGGUUGGCAACGCCCUCUCCACCCUUUGCAGAUCGUGGGAAUGGCAAUUUUCAGCUUCCUGGUGGUGGCAUUCUACGCUUUCCUGGGUCUUUUUCUUGGAAACAGAACUGCAGAAAUCACUGUCACCACACUCUUCUCCGUUGUGUCUCUUUCAGUGAUGGGUCUAUUCAUAAGGUGCACUGCCAUCAACCCAACUGAUAAAACAGGCGUUAGGAAGAAGAGGACUAAGAAAAAUACCAAAUCCCAGAUCAAGCUCAACUAUGGCUUCAUUCUGGGUCAGAUUGUUUUAAGAUUCUUUAGGAGAGUGGAGAAGAAGAUCCUCAGGUCCUUCAUUAGGAGGAAGUAUCUGGAUCCAUGGAGUACUAGCUCUGAUCAUUUGGACCCAUUUCUCCCUUUCCCUCUUGUCCUCAAGGAUGAUGCAGCUGUCAACACUCCCAAUCCAAACCAAGACGACAUCUCCUUUUGCCAGCUCUGUGACAUGGAGGUCAAAAAACGUAGCAAGCACUGCCGCACCUGCAACCGAUGUGUGGAAGGCUUUGAUCACCAUUGCAGGUGGUUAAACAACUGCGUCGGCAAAAGGAAUUACACAACAUUCAUUCUUCUAAUGGUUUUUGUAUUGUUGAUGCUAAUCAUGGAAGGAGGAACUGCUGUUGCCAUAUUUGUUAGAUGUUUUACAGACAAUCAUGGAUUAGAGAAGGAGCUAGAGCAGAAGCUCUAUGUAAAGUUCCCAAGAGAGGUUCUUGCCACCAUAUCACUUUUGUUGCUUUUGAUGACGGCUUAUGGUUCAGCAGCAUUAGGACAACUCUUUUUCUUUCAUGUGGUUCUCAUAAGGAAGGGAAUACGAACAUAUGACUAUAUACUGGCAAUGAAAGAGGAGAACCAAUUUGCAGAAUUAGAUCCCUUUGAUGAUUCGGAUAUCUCUUCAGAUGAUAGCACUGAAUUUGAUUCACCAGAAAAGGCAACGUUUGUAUCCCGGUUUAUAUGCAGAGGACAAGGGCUGAACCAGAAUAACAAAAAUUUGUCCAUAAGAAUAGAAGGUGAUCCCGGGCCAUCUCUUUUAGCCAACAAACAAGGCUUCCGGGUUGGUAUCAACCCCUGGAAACUUAUAAAGCUGAGCAAAGAGAAAGCUUUACGAGCAGCUGAGAGAGCAAGGGAAAGGAUUGUAAAACAGAAGCCAAUGAUGGAGCAGGGUCCAUUGAAACCACUGCCUUCGGAAACAAAAUGUGGACCGCUGAUGAACAAACAGAUAAAUGUUCCAGAUACAGGAUCUGGUUUGACACCUCUAAUUUCUAAUGGUAGGCUUGCAGGAUCCCCAGGAAGGUUUUCAAGCCCAAGAAGGAGAUUUUCUUGCCCUCCAUCUACCAUUUCUGCCAUUUUGGCAUCACCACAGCACAAGUACAGAAGCAAUUUUGACUUGAAAUUGACAGAUGUGUCCAAGGAGCUUGAGACCUACAUUUCAAGGCAGGUUUUAUGUUCUGUUAUAAAGGAGGAUGGGAGUCAGCCAUCCCCAAGAUAGGGAUUUUAAAUUUGAUGGUUUGGAUUCUCAGCCUUUGAGAAAUAAAGUCCCUUGUAUUGUUGUGUGUAUACUUUCUUUAUAUCUCAACGAGUCAAAACAUGCAUGUAACAUUUCCUGCUCUGAUGCAAUAUUUAUUAUAUACAUAUAUGUGGAUUUUUUUUAGACA
Molecule: messenger RNA, 1819 nt
Organism: Humulus lupulus (European hop)
Lineage: Eukaryota; Viridiplantae; Streptophyta; Magnoliopsida; Rosales; Cannabaceae
Product: protein S-acyltransferase 18
Exons: 9
Coding region: 118-1653 (511 amino acids)
Biological process (GO): peptidyl-L-cysteine S-palmitoylation; protein targeting to membrane
Cellular component (GO): Golgi apparatus; endoplasmic reticulum
Molecular function (GO): protein-cysteine S-palmitoyltransferase activity
Source: RefSeq, a predicted model, not a curated record